CAGAGCCAAGUGUUUUAUGAUUCAAUGAUAAAGCAGCUACAGUAUAUAAGUCUGGAGGUGACAGCAGGUUGGCAAAGUGAUCCACAGUGUGACUGAAAUGAUGAAGCUGUCAGUGUUGUUGCUGCAGACCCUGCUUGCUCUGUCCUCUGCCAGUCUGCAGGACAUCUUGAAGAAGAGCUCACAGACCACAGAAGUUCCCUUACGGGACCCAGAUCUAGGGAACAAGAUUCCUCAAAUCACCGCCAAUGGAUCAAUGUUGGCUCUUCUAACUCCUGCUGAGAAGAGGCUGAGUCGAUCCUCCUAUAUCUUUAGUGGCUCCACCCUGGAAUGGCAGACCUGGCGUGGCUCUCUCCCCUCCGGUGCUGUUUAUAUUUACAACGACUAUGCGAGUCGCUAUGAAUAUGUCUGUAAGUAUGGGUGUGAGGCUGGCUUCUACAAUCCUGGCAUGGGUAGUUAUUGCCGCUACCCCUACGCAAGGCUAGAAUAUCUCACGUCCUCAUUUGAAAUCCUGGUGAACAGAGAGAACUUUGAGAUCCUGGAGUGGAGGGAUGAUUCCUAUGGUUCAGUGCCCCAUAAUUCAGCCAGAACUUGCUAUUCUACAACUGAGACCAAAUAUGUAGGAAAGAAUGUGUAUGGUCUGGGGAAGGUACAUGCUGAGCAUAGCUGCUUCUACCUGCCUUGGGAGGGUAAAGAGUAUUGGUACGAGCACUACCAGGUCCUGACCAUCAACAAAAAUAUACACAGUGAGCACAUGUCAAAUGUCAAAUACAACACCAAUGUUGAAACUGUUGCACUUCCUCCAGAGGUCAUGACCAAGUCCACCAUAACAAACAAUGCUUGCAGCCCAGUUGUGAAAACAGUUGUGCUCUCAGGAACAUAUCAGGAGGAGAAAAGGUGGGACACCAGCAUUGCCACCACAAUCGGUGUCAGCAGUACCAUCACUGCCCAAAUCCCAUUCAUCAGCGCAAGUAUUGGGAUCAGAGCUGAGACAACAGAGAAAUUAUCCAGUGGAAGCACCAAGGUAAAAUCGAAAACCCAAUCUGUCUCUGUGGAGCUAACUGUCCCUCCAAACCACUCCUGCAGUGUCAGUAUGCUGGGACUUAAGCACAAAGCAGACAUCCCAUUCUCAGCUCGACUUACCCGCACCUACAGGGAUGGGAGAACCAAAUCGGCGGACGUCACUGGGGUGUUCUAUGGUGUCAACGUUGGAGAAGUCCGGUCUGUUGUGGAUCGCUGUGAACCUGUACCCAAUGCUCAGCCCUGCAGCCCCGAAAGAGAAAUGGAGGAGACAUCUUAAGAUAUCUGUUCUGACAUAUUCAAUAUAACUGUUGAUGAUAAAUGUAGUGUACUAAUUCUACUUCUAAUUGGCUGGACAGCAGGGUAGGUUUUAGGAGUAGUUGCAUUAAGAGCAAUUAAUAUAUUAUAUCUAAUGUUGAUGUUUCUUUUCAAACCAAUUCACCAAAUCUACAUAUCUCUGCUGGCUGAUUAGUUACAUGCACUCACCAGAAGUGAAGGAUAAAUUAGUUGGUUAAUGAAAAUCUCAGCCUCUAUAGCUGUAUUAAACGACCAUUCCAGGACUUGAAAUAUCAUUUUUUAUGCAGACGAUACAAUCCUUUCCAUGACUAGUUUGGAUAAAUUUUGUUGAUUAUGUUGAUGGUUCAUGUGGUUGUGGAGAGUCUGUCUGAGUUUGUUGACUAGAAACACUGAAUACUGGAAUGAUACAGAACAUAUUAUGAUUUGCAAUGUGCUGGUGACACUGGAGUGUAACAGAUCACUUUUGAAUUAUCAGGAGUUAAUUUUGUACGUGGU
Molecule: messenger RNA, 1809 nt
Organism: Epinephelus lanceolatus (giant grouper)
Lineage: Eukaryota; Metazoa; Chordata; Actinopteri; Perciformes; Serranidae
Product: natterin-3-like
Source: RefSeq, a predicted model, not a curated record